Molecule: messenger RNA, 5650 nt
Organism: Oncorhynchus gorbuscha (pink salmon)
Lineage: Eukaryota; Metazoa; Chordata; Actinopteri; Salmoniformes; Salmonidae
Product: membrane-associated guanylate kinase, WW and PDZ domain-containing protein 3-like
Exons: 21
Coding region: 521-4861 (1446 amino acids)
Biological process (GO): signal transduction
Cellular component (GO): cytoplasm
Molecular function (GO): protein binding
Source: RefSeq, a predicted model, not a curated record
CAGUCGCGCUUGUCAUCAUCAAAAUGUGUGGGAUGCGAACUACGACCUAGAACGAGAAUAAAUUACCAUUAAGUGAAUGCUGUGAUAACGACACCAGCAGUUUUCCGUCACAGGUAUAAAGGCACUCUCGUUGACGCACUAAAUAUACGGCUUCCGAUGUCCCAAAUCUCCGAGAAGAUUUGUCUCUCACGCAGUCUAUGGUGAGGUGAGUGGAUACCUUGUUUUGACAACUUCCAUCCAAAGGUUUAGGAGAAUAACAAGAACCAACCUGUGAUAAGGUGAUGGGGAGGCUGAAACACAUUGAUGCAUUUAUGCAGGCACUGUAUUGCUGUCGUAUUUACUGUUUUACGCACAAAGACCAUUGGGAGUUUUGCAAUAUUACGGACGUGUUUUCAGUGGAAUAGCCAGCUCAUGUAGCCCGAAUAGUGAAAUAUUUUCUCCUGCAUUAGUGCUUGUGAAACAAAGCAAAUCCAAAGAUACCCGUUCAGAUCAGUGACGAACCACAUCAAAAAUAUACAAUAUGUCCAGAACGCUGAAAAAGAAGAAACAUUGGUCCAGCAAGGUGCAGGAGUGUGCUGUGUCAUGGGGAAGCCUCGGAGAAUUCGGCAAUGUGGUGGAGGUGCUGGGGGGUGCUGAACACGGAGAGUUCCCUUACCUGGGCCAGAUGAAGUUGGAUGUGAUGUUGUGCCACGUCGGUACAAUGCCCUAUUUCGGUGACGUUUUGUUGGAGAUCAACGGAACACCCGUCAGUGGACUUACAAACCGCGACACGCAUGCUGUCAUUCGCCACUUUCGGGAGCCCAUUCGUUUGAAGACCGUCAAACCAGGGAAGGUUCUGAACACAGACCUGCGCCACUACCUAAGCCUGCAGUUCCAGAAGGGCUCGUUGGAUCACAAGCUGCAGCAGGUCAUCCGAGACAACCUCUACCUGCGCACCAUCCCCUGCACCACACGGCUGCCCAGAGAAAGGGAGGUACCGGGUGUGGACUACAACUUCAUCAGCGUGGGAGACUUCCGUAUCCUGGAGGGGAGCGGCCUUCUUCUGGAGUGCGGAACCUACGAUGGUAACUACUAUGGGACCCCAAAGCCCCCAGCGGAGCCCACCCUGGUACAGCCUGACCUGGUGGAUCAGGUGCUGUUUGAUGAGGACUAUGACAACGAGGUCCAGCGAAAACGCACCACGUCAGUCAGCAAGAUGGACAGGAAGGACAGCGUGGUCCCUGAGGAAGAAGACGAUGAUGAGAGGCCACCUCUGGCCAACGGCCUCCCAGAGCACAAAGAAGGGGCAUCGUGGAGGAAGGCGGUGCCCAGCUACACCCAGUCCAGCAGUGCCAUGGACUUCCGUAUGUGGAGCUCUCUGCCCGGCGAUGACAGCCUGGAACCCCUGCCUCUCAACUGGGAGAUGGCCUACACCGAGACGGGCAUGGUCUACUUCAUAGAUCACAACAGCAAGACCACCACCUGGCUGGACCCCCGCCUGGCCAAGAAGGCCAAGCCCCCAGAGAAGUGUGAGGAUGGAGAGCUCCCGUAUGGCUGGGAGGAGAUAGAGGACCCACAGUAUGGAACAUAUUAUGUAGAUCACAUCAACCAGAGAACCCAGUUUGAGAACCCAGUCCUGGAGGCUAAAAGGAAGCUGAGCCAGGAGACUACUGUCUCUAUCCAGCAGGGGGCACCACCACCUCCAGGUGAGGGGGGUGCGUCAGGCUUCACCCCAGACCCGUCCCAGCUGCAGGGGGAGAUGUUCCACACUGCUCUGAGGAAAAGCUCCCAGGGCUUUGGCUUUACCAUCAUAGGGGGCGACCGCCAUGACGAGUUCCUGCAGGUGAAGAACGUCCUCAGCGACAGCCCUGCUGCCCAUGACAACAAGAUUUCCUCCGGCGAUGUGAUCGUGGAGAUCAACGGGAAAUGUGUGCUGGGGAAGACCCACCCUGAGGUGGUGCAGAUGUUCCAGUCCAUCCCAGUAAGUCAGUAUGUUGAUAUGGUGCUGUGCCGCGGCUACCCGCUGCCCCCAGACGUGGCUGAGGACACAGAGAACCCCCCUCCCCCACCUCCUCCGCCCCUGCAGGGGGGCGAGGUGGUGACUGCCGUGCCCCUCAUCAAUGGCCAGCCCCUGCUGGUGAAGGGCGACGUGCUGCACGGCUCCUCCCAGGAGCUCCACUACGUCACCACCGACGCCAGUGGACGGCCCAUGGUGGCCGCGCUGCCCAACGGGAGGCUCUCUGAGCAGGGGGGAACAGGCCUGCUGCAGCCCGAGCUGGUGAGCGUGCCCCUGGUGAAGGGCCCGGGAGGGUUUGGCUUUGCCAUCGCAGACUGUCCCCUUGGCCAGAAGGUGAAGAUGAUCCUAGACGCCCAGUGGUGCCGCGGCCUGCUUAAAGGGGACGUGAUCAAGGAGAUCAACCGUCAGAAUGUUCAGACUCUGAGCCACGCCCAGGUGGUGGACAUCCUCAAAGACCUACAGGUGGGGAGCGAGGUCAACGUGCUGGUGCUCAGAGGAGGUCAGACAUCUCCUGUGAAGAGCCUGAAACCUAGGCAGGAAAUGACAUCUAGCACAGAGACUCUGGACUGUGUCACAGACUCUGCCCCCCAGGCCCUCCCUUUCCACUCCAACACUUCAACCCUGCACAACAACUCCCCCAAACGAGACGCCACAGAGAUGUACCUCAAGUCCAAGGCCCUGCUGGAGAGCAAGCAGCCUCACACCAAAGACCUGGAUGUGUUCAUCAAGAGGGACCAGGAGACUGGCUUUGGCUUCCGUGUUCUGGGAGGAGAAGGUCCAGAGCAGCCAGUGUAUAUUGGUGCCAUCGUGCACCUUGGUGCAGCUGAGAAGGAUGGACGCCUGAGGGCUGGUGAUGAGCUCAUAGGCAUCGAUGGAAUCAUGGUCAAGGGCCGUUCCCACAAGCAGGUUCUGGACCUGAUGACUAACGCUGCCCGCAAUGGUCAGGUCAUGCUGACCGUGCGUCGGAAAGUCAUCUACAGAGAUAUGACUGAGGAGGAGGUAGGGCUCCACAUGGCUCCAGUGUUGGUGAACGGCUCCCCCAGACUCCCUCGUAUCCAGAUGCCCAGUGUGCUGGACCACGAGUCCUUCGACAUCACCCUCCACCGCAAGGACAGCGAGGGCUUCGGCUUCGUCAUCCUCACCUCCAAGAGCAAGCCCCCGCUAGGGGUGAUCCCUCAUAAGAUUGGACGCAUCAUCGAAGGCAGCCCCACUGACCGCUGUGGCCUGUUGAAUGUAGGCGACCGCAUCUCGGCGGUCAACGGGCGGUCCAUCGUGGGGCUGUCUCACAAUGACAUCGUUCAGCUCAUCAAGGAUGCUGGCAAUGCUGUCACCCUUACUGUGGUUCCUGAGGACGAAUACAAGGGCCCUCCCUCUGGUGCCAGCUCAGCCAAGCAGAGCCCCGCCCCUCAUCACAGAGCUAUGGGUCAGAGGUCAGCUACGCAUGACGAGCGUUAUAACCUAGAUCUGGAGGAGGAGAAGAGGGAGGGAGUCACCUGGGCCGACUACAAAACUCUGCCUCUGAGCGAACAGGGAACAAUGUGUGUUACAGGCCCCAGACAGGGCUGUAUCACGGUGGAGCUGGACCGGGGGUCCCGGGGUUUUGGCUUCAGUCUGAGGGGAGGGACAGAGUACAACAUGGGCCUGUACAUCCUGAGACUGGCUGAGGAGGGGCCUGCCCUGCUGGACAGCAGGAUCCAUGUGGGGGAUCAGGUAGUGGAGAUCAAUGGAGAACCGACCCAGGGGAUCACCCAUACCCGCGCCAUUGAGCUGAUCCAGGCUGGAGGCAGCAAAGUGCUGCUCCUGUUAAGGCCAGGGCAGGGUCUGGUACAAGACAACAGUAAAUUGGAUCCAACUGUCACUUCAUCCACAAGCUUUCCUAGAGAGGCGCUUGUCUCAGAGACAUCCCCUCUCGCUUCUCCAUUCUCCACCUGCACCUUCACCUCAGGUUCCUCCUCUUUCACCAGUGAGACCCCUGACUGGAACCCCCUGUCCCACCGAACGCUCCACCCCCAGUGCAGCAGGGGCACUGGCUCAGUGGAGUGGAAUGGAGAGUGGGCAGACAGGCAGGCUGACAGGCUCUCUCCCAUCACCCCUGAGCAGAUCAACCUCUAUAAGGUCAAACCAGGUCAUACCAGGUCUAAAGACUCCAAGGAGCCCAGCAGCCCAAAGAAAACAGGUGAAACAUUCCCUAAAGCCAAAGAGCACUCACAGAGUCCCAAAAAGUCUGAAAGGAAGGAACAGGAAGCAGAGCCAAGCAAAAACAGGAAGUCCCACUGCCAGAAAGGAAGUUGGUCACCCAGCCCCAAGAAGUCUUCUCGAAAAAGACAGGAAGCCUCGAUCCAGUUGCAGGUACAGCAGAGCACAUCAAAGGAGCUUUCCAGCAAGGAGCCCUUUGAUGAAAACAAAAACAGCAAAAGGGGAGAUUCAAAGGGCAGGAAAAGCACACAGGAGAGAGAAGGGAUAACGCGAAAGACCAAGGCUGCCCAUGGCCAGGUCAGUAUUGAAAAGAAAGUGGGGACAGAGGCAGGACAUCACAUGCCAACCCCUAUGGAGACAGGGGCAUGGAGAGAUAUUCUGAAAGUUACUCUAGAGAAGAGUAAACCUCAAGAUGGAGAAAAGGAAAAACGCAAAGAGCAGACAAGCAAAAAAUACAUAGGGGCUUCCUUAAAAGAGGGAAAGACUAGAAAAUAUUAUGAGGCCUCUACAACAGAGGAAAAGAGUAUAAAAGACACACAGGCCUCUCCAAAUGCCAUUCAGCAGGAUACUCUGAACCAAAAGGGUCAGAUUAGCCCGGGCCCCUGGAAAGUCCCCAGCUCAGACAGAAUCCUCUCCCAGGCUGUGGUGCUGCGUAAUCCCCCUUACUGAUACAGUAUGGACAACACUGUGUGGACACAUAAUACACAGACUUGAGCUGUACCACAACAUGCUGUAUAUUGUUGGUCUGUUUCUUUCUCCAAUGAGAGGGAUGGACGAGGAAUGGCAGGCAACCUUAUCGGCCAUGUGUCAUGUCCAUCUGUGUCCGUGAAGAGGACUCUCUUCCUGCCUCGUGUGCUGCUUCAGACAUCUCUGAUCUGGGCCAUACGCAUGUUUUGAAUGUUUAGGGCCUAUUCUUGUGGAAUGAAAACUAACCAUACUUCACCCAUUAUAAUGCAAUUAUUAUCCCAUAUGCGACCAAGCAGAAAGGUAUUUAACACACACAAAGUUAAGCUGUCAGUAAAGGUUUUAUUUUCAUGUUGGGUAUCUACAGCAAGCACCUUGGGAUUGGCCUUUUCACAUGGCACUCUUUUCCCAAGGGAUUUGCUCAACUGCAUGCAGUCCGUGCGUUUAUUUUAUUGCACGCCUUUACCACUCCACUGAGUAUGAUCCUUUCACCUGAUGUGAAAAUACUGAUGCCGAAGUUCUGACCUUAUAACCAUGUAGAGAUUUCAGACUAUCCAGAAAGCAUUAGCUUUACGAAGGAUUCUAGACUGUUCUAAGACAAUAGACAUGAUUCGUGAAUACAAAAUGUAUCAUUACAAAAGACCAGAAACUUGUGGUUUGAGAUAUUGUUUACCAUGUGUAUGAUAACCUAUGUGUAAUUUAUUGAAAUUAUAGAUUAAUAUAGAUAUACAGUACCAGUCAAAAGUUUGGACACACUUACUCAUUCAAGGGUAU